ACUGAGAGAUGGAGGGAGGGAACGCAGACCUCGAUCCAGACUGGACCGACAGGGAAUUCCAGCAGCUGGUCAAAGCCAUAGGAGGCAGGGAGAGUAUCUUCUUGAUUGGGGAGGUGUGCGAGAGCAGGGACCUUAUGUUUCAGUUCGUCAAUAACUUGUUCCCAUGUUCAGGGAAACUUUGCAACAAGCUGUCGGACACGGGUAGCAGUCAGCACACGAUGGAGCAGCAAUGCAAGAAAUCUGAGCCCGACAAGGAGCGAGAGUUGGAGAGUUUAUUAGAAUCUUCCAGCAAGGUGACCCAGAUGGUUAAUGGGAGUAAGGAGCAGAGGAGGAUCAAAGCCCGGCUUAUUCUCUUUCUCUUCCAUCAAGAUUUCAUCUGUAACAAGCAGAACGAUCUCGUCAUCCGAGAGCUCCUGAAGGAUGUUCGGCAGAGGUCCAGCUCUUGGGAAGACUUACCCGCUCUCAUUGCGGUGGUCCACGCUGACGCUGUGAGCGGGGAGCUCAGUGUUGCUGUUCGCCUGAUAGACUACUACCUGCGGACAGUUUUUCAUCGGCACCCCGGUGAAUGUGUGCAGGCUCUACCUUUCAUAGCCAGCCAGCCAGACUCCAUGUUACAGCUGAAAAAGACCACUUGUAUUGUCCUCCGAGCUGUUUCGAGCAUGACAACAGAUAUGAGAAAGAGACAAGGAAUAUGUUUUCCCAGAAUUUACUGUUUCUUCAGGAAUACCAGAAGGCGUAUAGAGGAUAGACAAGUUGAUAACAUUCGGAAUUGUAUAGAUCAAGAAGGAACAUCUAAGAAGUCUGCUUCACCACAACUGACAGUGGGCCCAACCUCUGGUGGCAGUAAAAAUGACCUACAGAUUGACUCUAGCAGAAAUAAUGGACUGAAUAUGGAAACAGAAGUUUAA
Hemiscyllium ocellatum (epaulette shark) is the source of this 908-nucleotide messenger RNA. RefSeq lists its product as uncharacterized. NCBI's taxonomy places the organism in Eukaryota, Metazoa, Chordata, Chondrichthyes, Orectolobiformes, Hemiscylliidae. The transcript has 3 exons. The record is from RefSeq and is a predicted model, not a curated record. Bases 9 to 908 code for a protein of 299 amino acids.